AUGUCGUCGUCGCUCGCCUUCCCCGAUCGCGCGCGUUCGAACUCGCACGCGGGCAGUCGUCUGGCGCAGUGUCCGCUGUGCUCGAAAUUCGCGCACGUCGCCCUGAUCGAGGCGCACGCGGCGCAGUGUUCGGGCGAUGCGACGGUCGGCGUCGAGCGGUCGCGCGCGCUCGAAGCGGGUCGGAAUGCGAGCGCGAGCGACGCCGCGGACGCGGAAGCGACGGAUGCGUUGACUUCGUGCGAAGCUUCAACGACCGUGAAGUCAUCCGGUGGCGUCCUCGGCGCGCUCGCGGCGGCGAAACGACGGAACGAGCACGCGCAGACGCGCGCGCAGAAUGACUUUAAGCGACGGCGCCAAACGACCGGGCUUCUGAGCGACGUCACGAACGCACCGCUCGUGAAGCGAAGCGAUGGCGGCGUGAAAUCAAGCGUGGUGAAUGCUUCGACGCAGACGGACGCCGUGGUAGAAAAAGAAGAGGAAGAGACGAUGGACGUCGACGCGGCGGUGGCGGACGUCGAGGGCGUCGCGCCGUCGAGCGUUCAAUUCGAUUUGCGCGUCAUGAGUGGAAAUCACGAAGAGUGUGGGAUCUGCCUCACGCAGUUCGACGACGCCGAGGGCGUGGUGCGGCACAUGUUUUAUCCGUGCCAGCACGUGCGGCAGUGCGGCGAUUGCGCACAGCGCGUUUGGCAGGUGCCAAAAGUCAAGCGGCGAUGUCCGUGGUGCAAGAGCAAGAUUGAGAUACGGCCGCGCGCGUUUAAACCGUUCCUGUAG
This is a messenger RNA of Ostreococcus lucimarinus CCE9901, 771 nucleotides long. RefSeq lists its product with no specific name. Lineage: Eukaryota; Viridiplantae; Chlorophyta; Mamiellophyceae; Mamiellales; Bathycoccaceae. The record is from RefSeq and is a predicted model, not a curated record. The coding region runs from base 1 to 771 and encodes 256 amino acids. The transcript has a single exon.